Messenger RNA from Dictyostelium discoideum AX4, 2415 nucleotides. RefSeq lists its product as hypothetical. The transcript has a single exon. The record is from RefSeq and is a predicted model, not a curated record. NCBI's taxonomy places the organism in Eukaryota, Evosea, Eumycetozoa, Dictyosteliales, Dictyosteliaceae. The coding region runs from base 1 to 2415 and encodes 804 amino acids.
AUGGGAGAUGAUGAAAGUGAUAAUAAUAAUAAUAAUAAUAAUAAUAAUAAUAAUAAUAAUAAUAAUAAUAUUGGAUGUAAAAUUUUAAAAACAGUUAUUAGUGGUAGGAGAAGUAUAUUAUUGGAAUCAUAUAAUAAUAAUAAUAAAAAUAAAAAUAAUAAUAAUAUUAUUAUUAAAAGCUAUGAAGAUGAAUUUAAUUUAUUUAAAUUAAAUAAUAAAAAGGAGUUAUCAAUUGAAAAAUUACAAACAAUUGCAAAAGAUAAUGGAUUACCAUUUGAUGAAAAUGAAAAUGAUUUAUAUAAUAGAAUUGAAAUAUAUUAUAAUAUUAAAAUUAAAUUAGAAAAAGAAGUUAAACAACAACAUGAUAAUAAUCCAUUUAAUAAAGGUCACCCAAUAUUAUUAAUUAAUAAUGAUAAUAAAAAUGAAAUACUAUUUUGGAAAGUUUUUAGAAAUAAAUUAAUUUUUAAAAAUAUAUUUUCAAAUUUCAAAUAUUCAAAUUUAUUUAAUUAUUCAAGAUUAUUCUCAGUUUAUAAUAUUUAUAAUGAUUUUAAUAAUUGUAUUGAAAUCAUUAGAGAUAAAGUAAAAUCAAAUAGUUAUUUAGCAUUUGGUCAUUGUUUAGAUAAUUUCAGUGGUUUGUCAACUAUUUUAAAAAAUAUUAAAAAAGAUACUCAAGAAAAUCAAUUAUUUCAUAACCGAUUAUUAAAUAAUUAUUGUAAUAAAUUAAUUCAUGCUGGUAAUUUUUUUAAAAUUAUUAUUGAGUCAUUUAAUUUGUUAGCAUUAAAAUCAUUUUUUAAUAAUAAAACUUUAAAAAUUAAAAAAGUUAAAAUUAAUUUUGAAAUUAAUAAAAUUUCAGAAUUAAAAUUUUUAGAAUAUUUAUUUAAUAAUCAUAAAGAAUAUAUUGAAAUUCAAAAAAUAAUUAUCACUAUUUUAAAACCAAAUAUAUUUGAAAAAUUUAAAUUGGGUGAAUUAAUAAAAUUGGUUAUGAUAUUAUAUGAUGAUGAAAUUUACACAAAAAUUGAAAAACUAGAUAAUUUAAAAAAUAAAUUAAUAUAUAAUAAAAUUAAAGAAUUUCAAUUUUCAGAUAAAGAAUUAAAUGAAAAUUUAUUAACACUUUUAAAACCAGUCACUAAAUCAGACAGAUUUUACAUAAAAUUAAAUGAUAAUUAUAAUAAUAAAUUAAACAUAAUUUUUAAAUAUAUUAAUAUAUUUUACAAAUUAGUUGGAGGAUCAACUAUAAAACCAUUUGAAUAUUAUUUCACUCACAUGGGUGAAAAAGAAUUAAUUGAAAACAAACCAAAUGAAAUCAAUCAAAGGCAAACUAAAAUGGUGAUAAAUUCAAAUAUUAAAAGAAUUCUUUUAAAAAAUAAUAAUGAUACACAUGAAACUAUCAAUAGUAUUAAAUCAAUUGAUAUGUUGGAUUCCCUUUUUAAUAAUUAUCAAGAUCAAUUUUUUAAAGAUAGAAAUGAAAAUUGGAAAUAUGUUAAUAGUAUUACAAUUUUAAAACAUUAUGAAAAAUUAAUGCUAUCAUUAGGUAGAAAAUUUUCAUUUAAUAAUUCUAAUGUUAUUGAGAUUGGGUCAAAAGGAAUUCAAUCAAAAUUAUAUUUAAUAGCAAUUAAUAAUCCAUCAUUAUAUCAAGUAAUUGGUGAAAAAAAAAAAAAAAAGGAUUAUGUUUUAAAUUUAAAUUUUAUUGCCUUUCCAGGCAAAUUAACUUUUAUAUCAUUAAUAGAAUCGAAUUAUUUUAAAAAUAUUAAAAUUUCAGAAUCCUUAGAAUUUACUAAAUAUAUUACUAUAUCAAGAUGGAUUUCAGAUAAUUGUAUUUCAAUUUUUUCUGAUAAUAAUAAACCUGAAAUUUAUAUUCAAUUACCAAAUUUAAAAAAAAUUAAUAUUGUUAGUGGAAUAAGUAGUGGUAGUGGUAUAAGUAGUGGUAGUGGUGGUAAUGAUGGGAAAAUUAAAAUUAUUUUAGAUCAACUUCAAUUAGUUCAAAUUUUAUAUAAUUCAAAUCGUAUUGAUGAUAUUUUUAAAAUUAAAAAUUUAGAUAGUAAUAUAAUUACUAGUUUUAUUAAAAAUAUAAGUCCACAUAUUUCAUUAGAUUUCGUUAAUAGAUUAAUUAUUAGAGGAUAUUUUAAUAAUUAUCAAAAAAAAAAUAAUUUUUUAAAUCAAAUAGUUUUAAAUAAUAAUCUUCCAAUUAUUAAAUUUUUAUAUUUAAAUCAUAGUAGUUGUUUCUUUUAUUAUAAUUUAAAAGAUUUACUUUUAUUAGCAAUUAGUAAUGAUAAUUAUCAAAUAGCUGAACUUUUUUUUGUAUUUUGUAACUUUACAAGAAAAGAAUUGAAAUCAGUAAUAAAAACAAAAUUUUCAUUAAUAGAACUAAUCCAUGGAAAUAAAUUAAAAUUAGGAAUAGAAAUAAUAAAAAAAUAA